Messenger RNA from Penicillium bovifimosum, 297 nucleotides. RefSeq lists its product as uncharacterized. Lineage: Eukaryota; Fungi; Ascomycota; Eurotiomycetes; Eurotiales; Aspergillaceae. The transcript is spliced from 2 exons. Bases 1 to 297 code for a protein of 98 amino acids. The record is from RefSeq and is a predicted model, not a curated record.
AUGUCCUGCGGCGAAGUUGCGCAGAACCUAACAGUUUCAACGCGAUCCUGCUAUAAAUACGGCAAGGUCGUAUACUCCGAAGAGGUGCGCUUGGGAGAGCAACGCAUCAAAAUCGUCGCCGAUUGUGCCACCUCCCCUCCCCUAAGAAACGACUCCACGGAGGUUUCAUCCAGUGCCGCCCCAUCAGCCCCUGUUGCCGUCGAACGUCCCUACGAUCCCAGCGACCCAGACCCCAACGAUAACGGCCCCGGCAGUCUCGGCUCCCGACCCGAGUCCCCGCCUAUCAGAGAUAGAUGA